GCUGCGCAGGAUCCAAAUCAUUAUUAGAGACUGAAAGCCCGAGGAAGACUUGUUUGUCCCCGCGACGAGGUCUCCAGGGAACGAGAAAACAGCGCCAGAGACAGACAGCUUGUGACGGGCACACGCUGAGAGACAGACAGUCCCCGCAGGCUCCUGUAUUUGUGUUAUCUUGUGGUCUUGACCCUCUGUCGCGCUGGAUCCACCGUGCAUUGAUGGGGUCUACCUUUCUGAAAAGGAGGAUGAAUUUUACACGCUUGUAUCUGCAGAACUAGACCACUUCUCACAACAGGGGAACCAGAAAGCAGUCCUGUUGUUCCCAGCGGUCUCCAGCCGCCUCCGAUAUCUGAUCCACCGGCUCACAGAGUCUUAUAAUACAUUAAGUAGCUUUUCGGUAGGCGAGGGAUGGCAGCGCCGUACUGUCAUCUGUCAUGCUGGCAUCAGGUUACCCGAUGAAGAUGGAGAAUCCAAAACCAGUUCUCAUGAUCAAAAUCGUGGGCGUUUUUGGAGUGCACCCUCACACAACAAAAACUGGGAGUCAGGCAGAGGAAGACAAAACUGGAGGCAGCGAAAGGAUAGGAGACCAGACAGAGAAUUUUAUGGAGGCAGAGAAAAGCCCUGGCCAAGAGACAGAGAAGGACAAUGGAGGAGUUAUGUUAAGGACAAUCCAGAGGAGAGAAAUAGGAGGCCACUAGACUAUCAGCAGUAUUUGGACAAUGGAAAUGCAGAGGCUCUGCAGAGACCUAAAAUUGUGGAGGCAGAGAUGACACCAUGCCAGAAAGAAAUAUCUGAGGGACAAGAAGAGGUUCACCAUGAAGCAGAAAGCCAAAAGAAAACAUCUGGAAUCAUUGAGAGCAGGGGUGAUGAUAGAGUAGAGAACUUUGCAGCAUUCCAAAAAUGUAAUGACUAUGCAGGUGAGAAAAGAAGAGCAGCGCAGGACAAGGGACCAAAUAGUGUGGAUAUGGGACAAGAUGGUGUGGAAAAGACAGCAAUAAAAUCAGUAGAUGAAGUGGUAUCUGAGAAGACUGCAGGCAGUGAUGGGAGACCAGCAGAAAGUUCAGAAAGGGUGGAAGAGGAAUUUGAGACAAGUAUAUUGACUGAGCAUUUGCAUGAGCUGAAAGUGGUGGAUCAGGAGGAAAAUGGGAAAAGGAUGAUGGCUUAUGAGGAGCCAGGAAUAGUGGCUGAGGCUCAAGAAGAAGCAGGGAUGUCAUUUGAGCCCAAAAAGAAGGUAAAUAUACCAGUAGAGGGACAAGAGCAGGCAGAGAUGGCAGGUGAGGUUCGUGACAAAGAGAUAAAGGUUCAGAAGCAAGCAGAGAUGGCUGUGGUGGUUCAUGAAGAGAAGGCAGAGGUUGAGCAGCAAGCAGAGCAGGCAGUGAUGGUUCAGGAAAAGAAAGUGGAGGUUGAGAAGCAAGCAGAGCUUACAGUGGUGGUUCAGGAAGAGAAGGUAGAGAAGCAAGCAGAGGAGGCAGUGAUGGUUCAAGAAGAAAAGGAUAAGCAAGCAGAACAGGCAGUGAUGGUUCAGGAAGAGAAGGUUAAACAAGCAGAACAGGCAGUGAUGGAUCAGGAAGAGAUGUUUGAGAAGCAAGCAGAGCAGACAGUGAUGGUUCAGGAAGAGAAGGUUAAGCAAGCAGAACAGGCAGUGAUGGUUCAGGAAGAGAAGGUUAAGCAAGCAGAACAGGCAGUGAUGGUUCAGGAAGAGAGGGUUGAGAAGCAAGCAGAACAGGCAAUGAUGGUUCAGGAAGAGAAGGUUGACAAACAAGCAGAACAGGCAAUGAUGGUUCAGCAAGAGAAGGUGGAGGUUGAGGAGAAGGCCCAUAGUAGAGUGUAUGCUCAAGAGGAGACAGAGAACAGAGUGCGGCCCCUGAACGAGGCAGAGAUUGAACCUCCGUCAUCCAGAAGUGAUGUAGAAUCAGAAAAUGACCAAACUGUACAAAAGGAAACAACUGCAAAAAGCUCUAAUCAAGGAACCAAGCUUAUCCAGACAGCACAGAGCGAUGAAGAGCAGCAGAAGAUAAUGGAGCAGCUCUUGACAGAGAUAAAUUCUCACGUUUGUGAAAAGGACGUCCACAUACAACCCCUUCGGGGGGAUUUUUCAGAGUUUUCAGACGUUCAGGUGGAUCGUGGAAGGUUUGGACACGUUAUUGAAGUUUAUGGUUUCUCCUCAGAGCUCAGUGCUGAGGAUCUCAUGGAGCCCUUUAAGGAAUAUAGAAACAGAGGCUUCCGCCUGCAGUGGGUCGACCAGUCUCAUGCCUUGGGAAUAUUUUCCAGCCCUGAGGAUGCCUAUGCAGCUUCCAGCCAGAUGCAUCCAGCUAUGAAAUUCCGCCCUUUGUCUCAAGGCAGCCGCCAAUCGAAGUUUAGGGCAUAUGAGAAAGUAGCCCUUACAAAUCCACACGGGGUGAGACCGCGAACCGAUGCAGCUGUGGCCAGGAGAAUGGUGAGCCAAGCGCUGGCACUGCCAAAAGAAGCGCCGGAGCGGUCUGUGGUAGAGGAAGGCCAAACCUAACAGCCUGUUACUCCCGAGGAACUGCAUGUGCUACCCGCAUGUGUGAUGGGUGAAGAAGCUUCUAUAUGAGUUGAUUUUCUGCAGAAAGAGCCAUACGUGGCAAACCGGCUCCAUCUGUACAAAGAAUUUUUAGUUUUGCAUAUGGACGAGGUCUGUAAAAGCUGACAGGCUUCAGGGGUUCUUACUUUUUAGGGAGCCAAGAUUCCCCCUUUCCUAUAGUUUAAUUUGCCCUGUUAUUUUACCUUGUACUAGAGGAGAAUACCACCUACAGUGGCAUGGGUGCUCAAGGGGUCUGUCCACUGGGCUGCCACGCUUCUUUUCUAUAACCUGGGGGGGGGGGGGAGUAUAUGUUUAUUUGGACCAACCAGAUGUUAAAAGCAAAGUGCGUGUAUUUGAUUAUGAGGCCAUUAUCCCAUAAAUCUCUGUGUCAGAGGGAGGGGAGGGGGUCUAGUCUUCCAUUCCAGAUGCCUUAAAGCUGCAAUACCUCAAAGUAGACUUGUUUUUGUGUGUUAAAUAAAUCUUAGUUGCAAUUUA
Hyla sarda is the source of this 3034-nucleotide messenger RNA. Its product is annotated as golgin subfamily A member 6-like protein 22. NCBI's taxonomy places the organism in Eukaryota, Metazoa, Chordata, Amphibia, Anura, Hylidae. The coding region runs from base 761 to 2500 and encodes 579 amino acids. The record is from RefSeq and is a predicted model, not a curated record. The transcript has 8 exons. Gene Ontology annotation, molecular function: nucleic acid binding.